AUGGGCUCCCCGCUGCCAGGCUGGGGCCAGAACAGCCUUUUACUCCGGGUCUGGUGUCUGCCUACCGCCCCCUACAUGGACAGCGAUAGCAAUACCCCAUCACUCCUAUUCAACGACUUCACACACACACACAGCCAAAUACAGGGUGAUAUAUGCUUUAAGAGCACGUUUCAUUUAGAAUCACCUCAUCAAAUAUUUCUUUUCAAUAUGUUAUUUGAGAUUCCUUGUUUCAGAGACUCAGCACAUGUUUCUGGGCUCCCUUUGGGGGGAGAAAACUGUAAAAGAUGUACAAAAGGAAUGAUCAUGGCUCACAGGAAAUGGCAGAGAAAACAAAAGAAAAACCCACAAAACACUUAA
This is a messenger RNA of Rangifer tarandus platyrhynchus (Svalbard reindeer), 357 nucleotides long. The record is from the annotation of a GenBank genome assembly. NCBI's taxonomy places the organism in Eukaryota, Metazoa, Chordata, Mammalia, Artiodactyla, Cervidae.